UAUAUGGUAUCCUUAUCAUUAUCAUUAAUAGUUGAAAGUUGAAACCGCGUCGUGAAGGAAGUCCACACUGUCUGUCUCCAUGCGCACCUUCCCACUCACUCAAUAAAUAUUUUCAAUCUCACUUCAGUUACUAGCUUCUCUCUCACAUGGCCCCAUGAAACUGGUAAGAGAAGAACAAGGAGUAAUUGUAUUGUAAUUCUUAUGGUACCAACUAUAAAAUUAUAGACCCAGUCACCGUUAUAUCUAUUUAUUGCUUUAUAUACCUUGUUCUUUCUUUUGUUCAUAAGCUUUCAGGCCAUUUAGAUCUUGGAGGAUCCGAAUGGCUCCACUCUUGUACCCUCGUUGCAGAAGGCUGCUCCUCCUCUCUCUUCUUUUCUUCCUUUUUGUUUCUCUGUGUUUCACUGUUUCCUCGGAAUCUCAUCCUCGUAGCAAAGCCUUGUCCAAUGGCAUCGCAAGGAGAAUGUUUGAGCUGGAGGAAGAAAAUCAAGAGUUCCAACAACCCCUCAAAAAGAAAGCCACCAAAAACAAAACCUCCUUGAUCAAGCCCACUGAUUCCUCCAAAAACCAAACCAAAACCGUCAAAUCCAGUUACCUCAAUUCCUCCAAAAAUCAAACCAAAACCGCCUUCAUCACCGACACCGAGGUUGUCGUGAAGAAACUCAACUCCACCACCUUAAAGUCCAAGAAGCUGAAUUCAACUUCCACCAAGAAACCUUCUUCUUCAUUGAAUCUCGCGAAAACGACUGGCGGUGGCGGCAAGAAUAAAACCACAAAAGCCACCGCCACAAAAGACAAGGAAGCGAGUAAAAAGACGAAGCUGGAUGAGACGGAAUCCGGCAAGAAAAGUGGUGGUGGUAAGAAGAAAGAAUCGCAACCGAGUUGGGUGCUGGAAGACGAGUUGGACGAUGAUUUGGUUUCCGAGUUCAGGGAUCUGCCGAAGAAGUUCCAACAAACACUGAUCCCUGACCUGGAACGAAUCUCCACAACUUCGAAAGCUUACAUCACGAAAGCCAACAAAGAGAUGACGAAAGGAUUCAAACCCUACGUCGGAAACAAGUACGCACCCACCAUUGCCACUUUACUCUCCUGUGCGUUCGCUUUGAUCCCUUUGCUAUUGGCCUCUCUCCUCUUCAACAAAAUCAAAGCCUAUUUCUCACUACAAAAACUCUUAAUCUUCAUCCAAGCCUAUCUCGCCAUCUACUUCUCCAUUCUCUGCCUCUCUUCCUUCAUCACCGGCGUUGAACCUCUCAGGUUUUUCUAUUCUACUUCGCGCUCCACGUAUCUCUGCUUGCAGGUUCUCCAAACUCUCGCUUACGUCCUCUACCUUUUGCUCCUCGUAAUGUACCUUGUUUUGGUCUUCUCCACUGAUUCUGGGCUGAGCUCCAAGUUCCUGGGCCUGGCCCAAACCUUCGUGGGCUUUUCCGUCGGGUUGCACUACUACAUGACUGUGUUUCACAGGGUGGUGCUGAAGCAACCGCCCAAGACCAACUGGAAGAUUCACGCCAUUUACGCCACGUGUUUUUGCCUCAUUUCUGUCAUUGCCGGAGCUGAUAGAAGAAAGAAGACCUACCUGGAAGAAGGCGGAGAAGAGGGCAAGAAAAAUUGAAUUAGUCAAUUACCUAAUAUUAUUAUUAGCUACAUUAUACUUACAUUUUUCGCUUUUUCUUUUAUAAAUUAAAAUUUCAAAUUCUCAAAGCAACAUACCAAACUACCAUUCCGGCCAAACGUCGCAAGGCUCUGGCUUUUAAUUUGUAUCAGUCAGCAUUCAGAUUCGUUCCAUGAAUAAAUGGAGGUCAUGAUCCCUGUAUAAUUGUAUUACUGCACGAUGCAUCAACCUGAAUCAUAUGAUAAAAUUGGAUCUGGGUUUCAA
This is a messenger RNA of Vigna angularis (adzuki bean), 1870 nucleotides long. RefSeq lists its product as uncharacterized. The coding region runs from base 320 to 1606 and encodes 428 amino acids. NCBI's taxonomy places the organism in Eukaryota, Viridiplantae, Streptophyta, Magnoliopsida, Fabales, Fabaceae. The transcript has a single exon. The record is from RefSeq and is a predicted model, not a curated record.